Molecule: messenger RNA, 5761 nt
Organism: Belonocnema kinseyi
Lineage: Eukaryota; Metazoa; Arthropoda; Insecta; Hymenoptera; Cynipidae
Gene: FBXO11
Product: F-box only protein 11
Exons: 9
Coding region: 750-3668 (972 amino acids)
Biological process (GO): ubiquitin-dependent protein catabolic process; protein ubiquitination; regulation of apoptotic process
Molecular function (GO): protein binding; zinc ion binding
Source: RefSeq, a predicted model, not a curated record
GUGUAGAGCUCGUGACGAAAUAUCAAACGUGCUUCUCGUGUGUGACACAGAAAUUGACUCCAAAAAGCGGCACUAACCGAGUUGCGUACCUGUCAUGUGGUGAAUUCCAAACGUACAAACUGGCCACAUAGACGACCGACAAAACGAGGCACGAACUGAUUGCGGAAAUGCAUGGAAAAUUGGUAUUUCGGGUGUCCGUGGUCUCCAUAACUCCAUACUGACGUCGAUCUUGUGUCGCGCUCCAAUUCGGGGUGAAGCGGGGCACCGGGGCGAAGGGGCCCCGCCGCAGGGGCGGCUCAAUCGAAAAAAGUGAUUCAAUGAAUUAUUGAGAAGUGUGUGUGAUAAUCGACUCGAUUUUCAAGAAUUGGCAAGAAUCAAGAUGCGAAUGAAGGCCAUAUGAGGCCCUUUUCACAUUUUUUGAAAGCCUUGAUUUAUUCUCGUCUCGAGAGGUAAAUUUCAUCAGGCCCUGAAGACUCUACCUUCACCCCUGGACUCCUGACGGCAAGGCAAAUCGCAAAUCGGCAACAAAGAAAACCUAACCUAAAAAGCGACGCAGAAGCGAGCGAGAGAGCAGCGACUCCGCCAGACGCCGCUUGCACCCCGAUUGUCGCUGGUGUCGCCCUGCCCUACUCCGUCAAUGACAAGAUGGCCGCCAUGCUCGGUGGAAGUGUCGCCAUUGUUUAGUGUUUAGUUGUGUUUUACCCGUUUGUUCCGUUUUUCGCGCAACCCUGGGGGCCCACGACGCAAAAAUGCCGAGCGCCUCGUUCUCGGGGCGCGGAUAUGUCCGGCGGUCGCGAAGAAAAGGUGCAAACAGGAUUCCGCUUCCUUCGAGGACCACUUCUGCCGAGCCGUGCGAUUUGCCAUGUCCGGCAUCAAAUCAAAUCCCACCAGGAAGUGGUGGAGUGGGUGGUGGAAGCGGAGGUCGAGGAACAUCUCCGAGUGUGUCAGGCGUCGCGGCACCAUCGCCUUCCCCGUCGCACUCACACUCCUCGCCAUACGACCUCCGACGAAAAAGUCCCCCACAUCCGGACCCGGCACCCGGAACAAGUUCUGCAUUGCCGCCAGCAGGUGGCAGCAGUGUCGUUGCCACCUUUGGAUCGUCAUCACUUCCGGCGAGGAAACGACCCCGACGAACCUGCUCAUUAUCCACCGACGGUACAAACACAAAUACAGCGGCUCACUACCUCCAGUACGAGCUGCCGGACGAAGUCCUCCUGACAAUAUUCAACUAUCUGAUGGAGCAAGAUCUCUGUCGUGUUUCCCAGGUCUGCAAGCGGUUCCAGGCGAUCGCGAACGACACCGAGCUCUGGAAGUCCCUCUAUCAGCAGGUCUACGAAUACGAUCUGCCGCUCUUCAAUCCCUCGGCCUGCAAAUUCGAGUUUAUCUCGCCCGACGACUCGGACUAUCCGAAUCCGUGGAAGGAGAGCUUUCGCCAGCUGUAUCGGGGCGUGCAUGUCAGGCCCGGGUUUCAGGAGCAGAAACUGAAGGGGCGCAAUUUGCCCUACUUCAAUACGAUCCAGGGCGCGAUCGAGUACGCGGACGAGUAUCGAACCAGCGCCAGUGCCAUAACUGCCGCAUCGCCGAAUACGAGCAGCAGUGGCGCUGGUGGUGGCGCCGGUGGCGGCACCAGUACAACAACAAGUAGUAAUAGCUCAGGAAAUUGCUGUGCGGGUGGAAGUGGUGGUGCUGGUGGUGCUGCUGCGGCACAAACCGCGGAAGAAGUUGCGCCGCCGCCGCAGCAUCUGGUGUUUCUUCAUGCGGGAACGUAUCGGGGCGAGUUUCUCGUGAUUGAUCAUGAUGUGGCGCUGAUUGGAGCGGCAUCGGGAAAUGUUGCCGAGUCGGUGAUUCUGGAGAGGGAGAGCGAGUCGACGGUGAUGUUUAUCGAGGGUGCUAAAAGCGCGUAUGCUGGUCAUCUGACACUAAAAUUUACGCCCGAUGUCAACAGUACAGUGCCACAUCACAAACACUAUUGUCUUGAGGUUGGGGAGAAUUGCAGUCCGACUAUUGAUCACUGCAUUAUCAGGAGUUCAAGCGUUGUUGGUGCAGCCGUUUGCGUGUCCGGUCUGGGAGCGAAUCCCGUGGUGAAAAAUUGCGACAUCUCCGACUGCGAAAAUGUCGGACUCUACGUGACCGAUUAUGCACAGGGCACCUACGAAGACAACGAAAUUUCGCGGAACGCCCUCGCGGGAAUUUGGGUGAAAAAUUACGCGAAUCCGAUAAUGCGACGGAAUCACAUUCACCAUGGUCGAGACGUCGGCAUUUUCACGUUCGACAAUGGACUCGGCUAUUUUGAGGCGAACGACAUUCACAAUAAUCGAAUUGCCGGAUUUGAAGUUAAGGCUGGCGCCAAUCCGACAGUGGUGCAUUGUGAAAUUCAUCACGGCCAGACGGGAGGAAUCUACGUGCAUGAAAAUGGAUUAGGACAAUUUAUUGAUAACAAAAUCCACUCGAAUAAUUUCGCUGGAGUUUGGAUCACCUCGAAUUCGAAUCCGACGAUACGGAGAAAUGAAAUUUAUAAUGGACAUCAGGGUGGCGUAUACAUAUUUGGCGAGGGCAGAGGUUUGAUCGAGCACAACGACAUUUACGGAAAUGCGUUAGCGGGAAUUCAAAUCCGAACGAAUUCGGAUCCGAUCGUGAGACAUAAUAAAAUACACCAUGGACAGCAUGGUGGUAUUUAUGUGCACGAGAAGGGACAAGGCUUGAUUGAGGAGAAUGAAGUGUUUGCCAACACUUUGGCCGGGGUUUGGAUUACGACUGGAUCGCAGCCCGUUUUGAGGAGGAAUCGAAUUCACAGUGGGAAGCAAGUUGGUGUUUAUUUUUACGACAAUGGACACGGGAAACUUGAGGAUAACGACAUCUUCAAUCAUCUUUACUCGGGCGUCCAAAUCAGGACCGGUAGCAAUCCUGUAAUUAGAGGAAAUAAAAUUUGGGGUGGACAAAACGGUGGUGUUUUGGUUUACAACAGUGGCUUGGGUUUGCUGGAACAAAACGAGAUUUUCGAUAACGCAAUGGCCGGCGUUUGGAUCAAAACGGACAGCAAUCCAACCUUGAAGAGAAAUAAAAUCUUUGAUGGCCGAGAUGGAGGCAUUUGUAUAUUCAAUGGUGGAAAAGGUGUUUUGGAGGAGAACGACAUAUUUAGAAAUGCGCAGGCGGGAGUUUUGAUAUCGACGCAAUCGCAUCCGGUGCUGAGAAGGAAUCGCAUCUUUGAUGGACUCGCCGCGGGUGUUGAAAUUACGAAUAAUGCGACUGCCACUUUAGAAUUUAAUCAAAUUUUCAAUAACCGGUUUGGCGGCCUUUGUCUCGCGAGCGGUGUUCAGCCCACCACGAGAGGCAAUAAGAUAUUCAACAAUCAGGACGCGGUGGAGAAGGCGGUUGGAAAUGGGCAGUGUCUUUACAAAAUUUCAUCAUACACGUCAUUUCCCAUGCACGACUUUUACAGAUGUCAAACUUGCAACACGACCGAUCGUAACGCCAUCUGCGUUAAUUGUAUAAAAACCUGCCACGCCGGACACGAUGUGGAAUUUAUUAGACACGAUCGAUUCUUCUGUGACUGUGGUGCCGGAACCUUGAGCAACCAGUGCCAACUUCAGGGCGAGCCAACUCAAGAUACCGAUACUCUCUACGAUAGUGCCGCACCCAUGGAAUCUCAUACACUCAUGGUCAACUAGGAUCCCACUUAAUCUUAAUCUAAACGAAAUCAAACGACCUCCUUUUUCCGUAAGUCCAUUUCCUCUAAGCUCAUCAUCAUCAUAAUCAUCAUCAUCAUCAUCAUCAUCAUCAUCAUCAUCAUCAUUAUCAUCCGAAAAAUUGACCUGCUGCAGAGUUCUUUGUUACUUUGUCGCUACUCGUGAUUAGCGAAACCCCGAAAAAAAAACGAAACUAAAGAAAGACAAGAAGAAUCUGCUAAAAAAGCCGGCUUUAUCCCCCCUCCCCCUUGCAAAAAAAAAGAAGAAUUAUAAUUAUUCGCAAAAUACGGAAGAAGAGAAAUCGUGUCUGUGAUUUUUUACAACUUCACAAUUGGAAGUUUUUCACUGUCGAGUAGUGACACCAACUUGAUUGAUAUUUAUUCGUCUUUUAUUGCUAGGCAAUCGGCAGCUCGUGUUGGUACAAUUAACGAUUUAAAAAAAAAAAGAAAAAUGAAGAAAGAAAGAAAAGAAUUUGUACAAUUCUUGUACGAAUUGUUGUAUAAUUUACGGUACUAUUUGUAUUUGUACAGUUUCAAGUACUAAGUAAUAAGACUCGAAUUAUUUUGGCAAUUGUAAUGAUGAUCAACUCACAAGAGACUGCGUUCGGUUGAAAAAGUCUCGCCUUUUUUUUCAGCUCUCCCUGGUUUCGGAAUUUCGGAAAAAGUAUUUUAAAAAAAAAUCUAUUUCGUGGAUUAAUGACGACAGAAUCAAAAAAAGGCAGUUUUUUUUGUUGACUUUUUCAAAUUGCCGAACCUCCUCCCGGUGGGGGGUGGAGGUCGAUUUGUAAAUAAAAUUUUCUCAAGUAAAACAGCAAAUUUUGUAUUUGGUCGGCCCUCCUCCCACCCCUUCCUCCAGAAUUGCACAAUCGAUUGAAUUAUUAUUAUUUUUUUUUUUUUGAAAAUCGAGUGCGUUCUACUCAGCUAGUAAAAUUAAUUGUAAUGAUAGGACUCAUUACUCUGUACAUACUUUAUUCAUUUUUAAAUGACGAUGCUUUAUGCGAUUAUUACGUAAGUUAAUAAAGAGCUCUGCAAUUACGUCUCCCUUCCUCCCAAUCACGAAAGAGUUUUUUUUUUUUUGGGUUAAAAAAUAUGCAAAAGAAGCGAAGAAAACUGGAAACUAAUCAUCACACCGAGAAGAUAAUGAACGGGCAGGAAAAUUGAACUCAAAAUGCCACACGAGUGUAAAUUUGUGUAUAUGGUUAGAGCGAGAGAGAAAUUCGUUAAAAAAAAAUACUUUCUGCCUGUUUGUGUGUGUUCUAUUUUUUCUUGUGCGGGAGAAAAACAGUUAACAAAUUCGAGGACUUUGAAUUCAGUCUGAAGUGAAUUUUAAGAACGGAGAGAUGUGAUAAUAGCAGAUGAGAGAUGAAAAAAAAAGAAGAUUAAUCAAAAAUUGGUUAAUUCGAGAGAAACUCUCCUCUCCCGUGUCGGCGCGCGCACUGUGAUGGUCUUUAAAAAAACUGCCCAAGGGCGAAGUGCAUAAUAAUGAUUGAGAAAAAAAACAGAGUUAUUUAAAAAAAAAAGUUUAGUUUAAAGCGAGAGAGAAAAAAAAAAGAAAAGAAAGGGAAGAACAAUAGUUGAAGACUCGCGGGAGGAAACUUGAUGUGUUAACCAGUGAGGAUGCGAAGAAAAUCGCUGAGUUUUAACCUAUAGAGACUGUCGAUGGAACAGUUAUUUAUAAAGGAAUCUCGAGUUUUUCAAGUAAUCCGAAUUUUUUUUUUUAAUAUUACGUUCUAGUGCUCUAACAUCUAAUCGUAUUAUACAUAUAUACAUAAUAGUAAAACUGUAUAUCCUCGGAGAGAGAAAUAAAAAAAAAAAAGCUCUCUUUCUCUUCUUGUAUGAAAGAAGCGCCUAUUAGCGUAAUUUAAGACACAGUUGAACUCUUGUUGGCUGACCAGCGAGGGAGUAAGAAAUCAAAUUUGUAUUGGUUGAUUGAUAGGUUGAAAAGUGGCAAGGAGGAAUUUGGGAAAAUGAUUUUUGAAAUUGAGAUAUUGAGAUUUUGGGUAAGAUUGAAAUUAUCAGUAUUUUUUGGUAAUAUUCUGAUGAGCUGAAAGCUCGAGGAUUUUUGAAGAGAAAAAA